AUGACAAACCUAGAACGAUCUGAAUCUCAAGAAACUAGUAUAGAAGACGAUAUAGAAUGUCUCAACGAAGACCACGUUUCCAAAGAACUUCAAAAGACGACAUCAGCAGUAUCCGUGGUAUAUUUUGCCAUUCCCAAUUUCGAAGAAAUAUCUCGAUUCAGAGAAAUCCUAUUCAUGGCAUUCAUGUGUACAUCGCAACUAUUGACCCAAGCAGCAGUUGCUCAAACGAUGAACACCUCGGUCGAGAUAAGUGAAACAUUCAACGUAUCUACCAAACCAGGUGAAAUCUCCUGGUUCGCAGCCGCAUUCUCAAUGACAGUGGGUACGUUUAUUCUCAUUUCAGGAAGAUUAGGAGAUAUGUUUGGAUAUAAAAGGAUGUACAUUAUUGGAUAUAUCUGGUUUGGUAUCGCCUCUUUAUUGUGUGGAUUUGCCGGCUUGACUAAAGAACCUAUAUUUUUCGAUACUAUGAGAGCAUUACAAGGAAUAGGUCCUGCAAUUAUGAUGCCAAACACUCAAGCGUUAAUUGGAUCCUUCUAUCCGGAAGGAAUGAGAAAGAAUAUUUGUAUGGCGAUGUUUGGAGCAGUAGCACCAAGUGGAUUUCUCGUCGGGGCACUAUUUAGUGGACUUUUGACGGUUAGAGUGUGGUGGGCGUGGACAUUUUGGAUUUGUGGGAUUGUGAGUAUUAUGGUGGCUGUUGCAUCUUUCUUUGUCAUACCAAAACGUAUUGGAGUCAAAUCAGGUGGAUCAUUUGAUUAUUGGGGUUCAUUAUUCGGAGUAAGUGGAUUAGUUCUUAUUAAUUUUGCAUUUAAUCAAGGUCCAAACGUAGGUUGGUCAACGGUCUACGUCUAUGUCCUUCUUAUAGUUGGUUUCAUCUGUAUGGGGAUAUUCUACCUCGUUGAGAAGAGAGUCAAGGAUCCAUUAGUGCCCCCAGAAGUUCUUAAAGGUGAAACCGGUUUCGUUCUCGGGUGUAUCGCUGCUGGUUGGUCGUGUUUUGGAGUCUGGCUUUUCUACCAAUUUCGUUGGGCGCUAAUUGUUGACAACAAUAACCCAAUCAUUGCUGCUGUAACCAAUAUUCCAACAGGUUUUGUUGGGGUUUUCGCCGCCAUAACCACUGCCUUACUAUUAAUGAAAAUUCCAUCAGCCGUUGUCAUGUUUUUCGCAAUGUUGGCAUUCUUGGUUGGGAUUGUGCUUAUGGGAACCCGUCCAGUGGGACAAACGUAUUGGGCUCAGAAGUUCGUAAGUUUAUUAAUCCAACCAAUGGGUAUGGAUAUGUCUUUCCCUGCUGCUUGUAUCUUGUUAAGUUCUGCUUUUCCAAGAAGACAACAAGGUAUUGCUGGGUCUUUGGUUUCUACGUUUGUUAAUUAUUCGAUUUCCAUCGGAUUAGGGUUUGCUGGUACGGUUGAAUAUUAUACUACAAGAAAUAUGGAGCCUAGUCUUGAAACUACUAUACAUGGGAUGAGAAAUGCAUUUUAUAUGGGGAUGGGAUUAGCUGGUGUAGGGGUGAUUUUAUCUACUAUUUUCAUGAUUAUUCAAUUGCUUAAUCGUCGUAGCUUAGAGAAGAAUAAUUCUUCUAUAGAUGAACUUCCUAGUUCAUCUGGAGAAGAAGCUCCGAGCAAUGAAGAAGAAGUUCUUUCAUAG
This is a messenger RNA of Hemisphaericaspora subhashii, 1638 nucleotides long. RefSeq lists its product as uncharacterized. The coding region runs from base 1 to 1638 and encodes 545 amino acids. Gene Ontology annotation, biological process: transmembrane transport. The transcript has a single exon. Gene Ontology annotation, cellular component: membrane. Gene Ontology annotation, molecular function: transmembrane transporter activity. The record is from RefSeq and is a predicted model, not a curated record. Lineage: Eukaryota; Fungi; Ascomycota; Pichiomycetes; Serinales; Debaryomycetaceae.